Messenger RNA from Histoplasma capsulatum G186AR, 1475 nucleotides. Its product is annotated as presequence translocated-associated motor subunit pam17. Lineage: Eukaryota; Fungi; Ascomycota; Eurotiomycetes; Onygenales; Ajellomycetaceae. Gene Ontology annotation, cellular component: PAM complex, Tim23 associated import motor. Bases 48 to 938 code for a protein of 296 amino acids. The record is from RefSeq and is a predicted model, not a curated record. Gene Ontology annotation, biological process: protein import into mitochondrial matrix. The transcript is spliced from 2 exons.
CACAGACAUACACGGACACACGAACGAUCAUUGCACACCCCACUAGAAUGCAUCUCACCGUGAUAAACGGGCCCUUCCGCACUGCGGCCCUGGGCAGCAGGAUCCCGUGCAGUUUGAGCCCGUUCAUUCUGUCAAGCUCCUCCAACACUGCUGGGGCGCCAACCUGCUCAUCGUUCCCCGCGUUGCACCAGCAAUGCAAGUAUAGCACUGCUCGAUCCCCAAGAGCUCAACCGCCGCAACGGCAGCAGCGCCAUGCGAGUACUGGAUGCAAUGGACAGCCGCUCUUCAAGUUCCAGCACAAUCCGGCCUCGCGGAUCCCAAACCGUUCUACCUUUGCCCUGCUUCACGUCUCCGCCGCCGCCACCACCACCACCACUACUGCUACUUCCCCCCGUAAAUUCUCCACACAAGCUCCCUCGUCAUCAACGAGUUCGUCCGCAAGCGGCCCAUCCGCCCAUAGCAGUACGCCUCCCGAAAACUUGCCCCUCGAUUGGAACUCCUUCUUCCGCCUCCGUGCCUCUCGCCGGAAAUACUCGCUCGUCUCAUCCAUCGUAGCAUCUGUUUUCAGCACUGCUGGUGGCGUGCAAGUGUUUGCAGCGAAUAAUAUGGAUUCCAUAGGUGCGCAGGCUUUGGGCCUUGAUCCAUUCAUUGUCCUAGGUUUGGCAACUGCAUCAUGUGCGGCGUUGGGAUGGUUACUUGGCCCGGUAUUGGGCAAUUCGCUCUGGGGCCUUGUGCAUAGGAAAUAUAAGGCGGCUGUCGCAAUGAAAGAAAAGGAAUUCUAUAGCCGGAUAAAGCGGUUCCGUGUGGACCCUUCUGCCAAUUCGUACUCCAACCCAGUUCCCGAUUACUAUGGGGAGAAGAUAGGCAGUAUCCAGGGCUAUCGCCAAUGGCUCAAGGACCAGCGUGCCUUCAAUCGAAAGAGGCGAAGUUUCCUCUGAACUGAGGGCUGAAUUGAACCAAUUCCGCCUAGAGAUAUAUCAAAAAGCGUACUUGAAGAAGCACAAGGAUAUUGCGGGAACAUUAGAAUUUUGGCUAGGGGUGGGAUUUUGGGAGUGAGGGGUUUGUGAAAUGUUGUUUUAUGAUCCAUUCUUGUUGAGGUUAUUUAUUUACCUUUUGUAUCACGGCAGAAUGGAUAAUGUAGUUUUACCCAAUCAUGGUCAUAUGUGGACCUUGUUCUGUCUACGUCCUUUACUUUGUUUCCUUUGUUUGUUUUUAUCCUAUGUGGAAUGCUAUUUUCAUAUGUACAGUUGCAGGCUCCCCAUCCAAUCGUUUGUGAUUUUGGUCCUUUCGAUAUCCGAUUGAUAAACCUGUAUCAUCAUAACCUUGGCAUUUGAGUUGGCUUAGUACGUCGGCUUCCCCGCACGCCUUCGCGGGUAGCGUCUCCAGCAGUUUUAUCUUAUUGCCUCUAUCCACCUCAUUCAUCGGCUAAUUUUGCGAAUUAAAACUUCUAUAAAAGGUUAUUCGUUUUGUCAUCC